This is a messenger RNA of Micromonas pusilla CCMP1545, 277 nucleotides long. RefSeq lists its product as uncharacterized. NCBI's taxonomy places the organism in Eukaryota, Viridiplantae, Chlorophyta, Mamiellophyceae, Mamiellales, Mamiellaceae. The record is from RefSeq and is a predicted model, not a curated record. Gene Ontology annotation, molecular function: telomerase RNA binding; snoRNA binding. Gene Ontology annotation, biological process: ribosome biogenesis; rRNA pseudouridine synthesis; snRNA pseudouridine synthesis. Gene Ontology annotation, cellular component: box H/ACA snoRNP complex. The coding region runs from base 83 to 277 and encodes 64 amino acids. The transcript has a single exon.
CGCGCGAACGGCCCUCGCUCACGCCCGCGUCCGAACGCUCCUCCUUCGUCGCCGCUCGAUCGUCGCGCGAAGAGACGACGUCAUGUAUCUCAUGUAUUACCUCGACGAGAAGGGGAUCCGCGUGUACACCUUGAAGAAGGUCGCCCCGGACGGAACGCCGACGCAGAGCGCGCAUCCCGCGCGAUUCUCACCCGACGACAAGUUCUCGAAGCAGCGCGUCGCGUGCAAGAAGCGGUUCGGGCUCCUCCCGACGCAGAAGCCGAUCCCGGAGCUCUGA